AUGUCUCGGAGAUUCGAAGUUGAGGAAGUGCUUCAGCAGCUCACCGAAGCUCAAAAAAUUGCUCUCACCGCAGGUACGUCAUAUCCCCCGAGUCCUAAUUCCCAGGCGCCGACUACUGGCACACAACUGAACCAUUUCAACAGCACCCCGACCGCAUGCAUCCCGUCAGGAACGGCCCUCGCGUCCACAUGGGAUGGCAAUCUGCUGUUCCAAACGGGCGAAUUGCUGGACAAAGAGGCCCGAGCUAAAGGUGUGCACGUGAUCUUAGGCCCUACGGCCAACAUCCAGCGGGCUCCUCUCGGCGGACGUGGCUUCGAGUCGUUUUCGGAAGAUCCGUAUCUAUCGGGUAUCCUGUCUGCUGCGUAUAUCAAUGGAUUUCAAAAAACAGGUCUUGCUGCCACCAUGAAGCACUAUGUCGGCAACGACCAGGAACACGAGCGAUUCAGUUCGAACUCGGUGAUUUCCCAGCGUGCCUUGCGUGAGAUCUACCUCCGUCCGUUUGAAAUUGCUAUCAAGGAGUCCAAGCCCAAAGGUAUCAUGACAAGCUACAACCGAGUCAAUGGAGUCCAUGUGAGCGAGGAUAGAUAUCUGCUCACAGAAAUUCUCCAAAACCAGUGGGGCUAUCAAGGCCUCAUCAUGUCAGACUGGACCGGUACCUACUCCACUACCGAAGCAUUGCUGGCGGGUCUUGAUCUGGAGAUGCCCGGUCCGGGAAUUUGGAGAGGAGCUAACCUAAGCAGGGCCUUAGUUGCAGGAAAAAUCUCGAAAGACGUACUGGACGGCCGCGCUCGCAGGGUGUUGCAAUUGGCUAACAGUGUCAUAGAUGCGGGCGUUGAGGACGAUAAGACAGAGGAGCAACGCGAUGUUCCUGAAACCAGAACGUUUCUGAGGAAAUUGGCAGGCGAGGCCGUGGUGCUCUUGAAAAACGAGGAUAGCGUGCUACCACUACAGAAGGAAAAAACCUUGGUCAUUGGUCCAAACGCUAUAUACACUGCCUACUCUGGCGGCGGCUCCGCACUGGUGACCCCGUACUACACUGUUUCUCCAUUGGACGCAAUUAGCAAAGAGAUUGGCCCAGAGAAUGUAACAUUUCAGAUCGGGGCGUAUUCUCACAGAUACAUGCCUUCUCUCGCUCGCUAUUUGAAGCUAGACAAUGGGAGCACCGGCGUGCGGUUUCAGAUCUACAACGAGUCCUUUGAGGUUAAGGAGCGAGUCGCAGUUGAUGACCUGACCCUGAGAGAUAUCAAUUAUUUCCGGAUGAAUGACUAUGUCAAUCCGAAAUUAAAGUCAAGCACAUUUUAUUGUUGUCUCACGUCAAACUUCGUUUCCGAGUCAGACGGCCUAUUUGACUUUGGUGUCAGUGUUUACGGGACUGCGCUGCUGUUUUUGGACGACGAGCUGAUUAUUGACAAUUUGCACAACCAGAAAGCCGGAGAGUCGUUUUACGGAAGAGGAACAGUCGAGGUCCGGGGAUCGUAUUUUGUCAAAGCCGGGCAACGGUACAAGCUGCGUAUUGAGUUUGGCUCGUCCCCAACGAGCAUGCUGCACCAAUCGAAUCCUGUCUUUUUUGGAGCUGGAGGUCUGAUGUUUGGUGGUGCUCCGCGGAUAGAUGACGAGCAGGAGAUCCGGCAAGCAGCGGAGGCAGCUAGCCUGGCCUCACAGGUUGUUCUUGUCACGGGGCUAAACAAAGAAUGGGAAUCUGAGGGAUCAGACAGGAAGAACAUGAAACUUCCCGGCCACAACGACCGUCUGAUAGAGUCUGUGCUGGACGCGAAUCCAAACACAGUCGUGGUGAUCCAGGCAGGAACGCCAGUCGAAAUGCCCUGGAAAAGCAAAGCAAAGGCUCUGCUGUACACUUCUUACGGUGGAAACGAAACAGGCAGCGGAAUUGCAGAUGUUGUUUUUGGCAACAUCAAUCCUGCUGGAAAGCUGCCCCUGACCUUCCCCAAACGGUUGGAAGAUUGUCCUGGGUAUAUAAAUUUCGGGACAGAAAACGGCAGGGUCCUCUAUGGCGAGGACGUCUAUGUUGGCUACCGCUUUUAUGACACACUGAAUGUUCCUACGUUGUUUCCCUUUGGUUACGGGCUGAGCUACACCUCCUUUGCUCUGUCUGCUUUGAAGGUGGACUACGACGGCGUGCUGAAGGUGGAGGUCUCGGUGAAAAAUACAGGCCACCGUGCGGGUGCCGAGGUUGUUCAGGUUUACAUUCAUCAGAACAGCCCGGCAAUCAAAAGGCCAUUUAAAGAGCUGAAAGGAUUCAGCAAAAUAUUUUUGGAAGCAGGAAGUUCUAAGAAAGUGCGCAUAUCGAUUGACGGCAAGUUCGCCACCUCGUACUGGAACGAAGCUCGCGAUAAAUGGAUUAUGGAGGCGGGAACGUACACAGUUCUCGUGGGAGCGUCGAGCGAGGGGGACUUCCUGGAGGAAGAGUUCACUGUUGCUCGGCCUUCUUUAUGGCUUGAUAAACUUGUAUAG
Messenger RNA from Ogataea angusta, 2472 nucleotides. RefSeq lists its product as uncharacterized. The coding region runs from base 1 to 2472 and encodes 823 amino acids. The transcript is spliced from 2 exons. Gene Ontology annotation, molecular function: beta-glucosidase activity. NCBI's taxonomy places the organism in Eukaryota, Fungi, Ascomycota, Pichiomycetes, Pichiales, Pichiaceae. Gene Ontology annotation, biological process: glucan catabolic process. The record is from RefSeq and is a predicted model, not a curated record.